Xyrauchen texanus (razorback sucker) is the source of this 2539-nucleotide messenger RNA. RefSeq names its product protein phosphatase, Mg2+/Mn2+ dependent, 1Na (putative) (gene ppm1na). The transcript has 6 exons. Lineage: Eukaryota; Metazoa; Chordata; Actinopteri; Cypriniformes; Catostomidae. The record is from RefSeq and is a predicted model, not a curated record. Gene Ontology annotation, biological process: positive regulation of canonical NF-kappaB signal transduction; protein dephosphorylation; positive regulation of canonical Wnt signaling pathway. The coding region runs from base 283 to 1584 and encodes 433 amino acids. Gene Ontology annotation, cellular component: nucleus; cytosol. Gene Ontology annotation, molecular function: magnesium ion binding; protein serine/threonine phosphatase activity; manganese ion binding.
GAAUCCAUGAGACUUCAGAACAUAAGCUUCUGUAAAUUCUACCCAAUGGCUUUCAUGUGGACCAACGGAGUCAAGUGAGCUAUUGUACAAACAAAAAUGUCUUUAGCAUACAAAAAGUGACCAAAUCAAUUGUAAGAUUUGAAAGCACACCAUUUGUACAGCCAGCACCCCUUCUUUAUUGUCUCAAACUCAAUUUGAGGCACUGGAUCACCUCCAAAGACCAGGAAGAGGAAUUUGAGGAGUAGUACUAGCAGGAGACUCAAGUGGAGAAUCCGGGUGGCCAUGAGAACAGCCAGGCGGGCCAGCACCGUGGAGGUGCCCUCUUUUCUGAGGCAGCUGGUGAAGGAAACUGAGAAGAUGGUUACCUUCUUCUUUAAAGGUGGGCGAAGGCACCCAGGGACCGAUGAGGAUGACUUUGAUAAUGAAGAGGACAUUCCCAGCCCCUACCUACAGAUGCCAAUUUUGAAUAAGGACACAGAAGAGGGGGGCUCAAAAUGUGGCAUUAACUACGCCAUGGCCAGUAUGCAGGGAUGGCGUGCCCAGAUGGAGGAUGCCCACACCUGCAUGCCAGAAAUGGCUGAUGGAUUUCCAGACUGGAGCUAUUUUGCUGUUUAUGAUGGACAUGCAGGGAGGACGGUGGCUCAGUAUUGCUCCAGACACCUGCUGGAUUUUAUUCUUGACACAGGUGGCGUAACGGUGGGUGAGGAUGUAGAACAGGUCAAAGGCGGCAUCAGAGAUGGCUUCCUUGGCAUCGACAGCCACAUGUACACCCUGGCCCGCAAUGAGAGCUGGGACCACAGUGGUUCAACAGCAGCUGCUGUUAUGAUCUCUCCACGGAACAUCUACUUCAUCAACUGCGGCGAUUCGAGGACCUUCCUCUGCAGGAAUGGCCAGGUGUUCUUCUACACAGAGGACCACAAACCCUUCAACCCACGUGAGAAAGAGCGCAUCCAGAAUGCUGGUGGAUCCGUCACCUUGCAGCGCAUCAAUGGCUCACUGGCCGUGUCUCGGGGUCUUGGCGACUUUGACUUUAAAGAGGUGGAAUGGAGGGCUCAGACUGAACAGUUGGUGUCACCUGAACCUGAGGUGUAUGAGCUGAAGAGGACUCCAGAAGAUGAGUUCUUGGUUGUGGCAUGUGAUGGUGUCUGGGAUGCCAUCAGUAAUGAGGAGUUGUGUGCGUUUGUACGCAACCGCCUGCAGGUCUGUGACGAUCUGAGGGACAUCUGUGCACAGGUCAUUGACCUCUGCCUAUAUAAGGGAAGUUUAGACAACAUCAGCAUCAUCAUCAUCUGCUUCGAUGGCGCCCCCAAGGUUAAACCGGAGGCACUGCAACAUGAGACAGAGCUGGAGCAAAUCAUUGAGCAAAAAGUGGAAGAGAUCAUUCAAAUUAUCAGAGCUAAAGAUAAGGAACCUGACCUGCUUUAUGUGAUGAAAUUUCUGGCAUCUGAGAACAUUCCGGGCCUUCCACCAGGUGGUGGCAUUUCAUGCAAGAGAGAUUGCAUAAUUGCCGCAUAUCAAAAAUAUGCAGCAGUCUUUAGAUCUACUGAGCAGAUGGAAACUGGCGGCUCGGAGGAUUCCAACUAGUGGCGGUUAACCUGGAAAUGGAAUCAAGCCUUGUAUCUCUGUAAACAUAAUAAUCAGAGGAGAAUAAUGAGAGGGACAUUUUCUGUGCCACCUGCUUUAAAGAGGUCAAACUGUUUAGCCAAACUGUACAAUGUUGUUUAUUGUAAACAUAAAGAGAUGGUGAAAUUAUCAAAGACUUUCAUGAAGGCAAAGCAUUCUCCAGUAGACACUGUGUUAAAGAAAUUGUACUUCUUUUGGAAUGCAUUCACUUUAUUUAAAUAACUUCACUUUACUAACAUUUCAUUUUUCUAAAUCUUCUGCAAUGAAUGCUUUUACAUAAUAUUGUGGUUCUGGAUUGUUUUACAGUUAACCAGGUUAACUAAAAGUUUAGCAUUAUUUGACAAGAUUUUUAUGACCCAUUUUUAUGAUUUAUGACACAAAUGUCUUUAAAGGAAUAUUCCGGGUUCAAUACUAGUUGAGUCAGUCGACAGCAUUUGUGGCAUAAUGUUGAUUACCACAAAAAAAAAAUUGACUCGUUCCUACUAUUCUUUAAAAAAAGCACAAAUCUGGAUUUCAGAGGGGCACUUAUAAUGGAAGUGAAUGGGGCAAAUUUUUGGAGGGUUUGAACAGAAAUGUGAAGCAUAUAAUUUUAUAAAAGCAGUUGCAUUAAUUCUUCGGUUAAAAUUUGUGUAUUAUUUGAGCUGUAAAUUUGUUAAAAAUCAUAAUUUUCACAGUCGUUUUAGGGUUUGUUUUGACAUUACAUCAUGGUAACAAAGUUGUAAAAUUGUUUAUAACUUUACACAGAAAAGGUUAGUAAGUGAUUUUAUCACAGUAAAAUCAUUUUUACACACAUAUUAUUUAUGUCUUGUAGCUAUAAUUUUGAAACAGUAAGUAUUUUAUUGUUACAUAAUUGCCCUUCCAUUGUAAGUACCUCACUGGAACCAAGAUUUUAUUUAUUUAUUUAUUUUUAAGAAAA